Xiphophorus couchianus (Monterrey platyfish) is the source of this 3683-nucleotide messenger RNA. It is a transcript of the gene zbtb24, whose product is annotated as zinc finger and BTB domain containing 24. The transcript is spliced from 7 exons. Lineage: Eukaryota; Metazoa; Chordata; Actinopteri; Cyprinodontiformes; Poeciliidae. The record is from RefSeq and is a predicted model, not a curated record. Gene Ontology annotation, molecular function: protein binding. Bases 203 to 2242 code for a protein of 679 amino acids.
AUUAUUUAUUUAUUUAUAAAUAAAACAAAUCACGAACUCUUUUAUUAAAGGCGGCCCCGUCAGUGUAGUGCAGACAAGGAAGCUGCGAAUCCGAGGCUAACUUCACCAAACUUUCCCAUCUUCCGUCCUUCGGUUGGGAAUCGCGAACGCGCGGGUCCUAAAGUCGGAUCGUUUGCUAAACGAGUUUCUUCUGAGAGAGAAGAUGUCUCUGAAAGGAACUGCUCCGUCUUCCUCCAUCAUCCCCCUGCGCUCUGACGAACAUCAGCAGAGUAUUUUGAGCAAAUUCGACAAGCUACGGAAAAAAGACCUGCUUUGCGAUGUAACUCUAGUGGUAGAGGACGUACACUUCAAGGCUCACAAGGCUCUGCUGGCAGCCAGCAGCGAGUACUUCUCCCUCAUGUUCACAACAGAGCAGCCGGUCCCACCGUCCACCUACAGGCUGGACAACAUGGCGGCGAAGACUUUCGGCGCGGUGCUGGAGUUCAUCUACAGCGCCCAGGUGUGUGUGGAGGAGAGCUCCACGGAGGAGCUCCUGGCCACGGCUCAGAGGGUAAAGGUCAGCGAGCUCGUCCACGUUCUCGCUGAGCUCACAGACUCCGCAGGCAUGAGGGACGAGAAGACGUCAGACAGAACCGAGGGAGCGGACCUGUCGAAACGCAAACGAGGGCGGCCAAAGAAAAACGCAUGUGUACUCCGUGACGGCUCAGAUGAUGUCCAGGCCGCAGAGGGUGACCCUGCCGAAGACCACAACACCGGUUCUGGCCAGAGGCGUCAAAGCAAACGCAAGAUAAGGACGCCGGUUAAAUAUAAGGGCUACAGGAUCAGCGGUGACGGAGCAGGAAGCAAAGAGCCGGGGAGGAGGGGCUACAAGAGGAAGUACCCCAACACUGAGGCGCGAUGCGACGACUGCGGGAAAGUCUUCAAGCACCAUCUGUUUUUAAAGAUCCAUCAAAGGACUCACACCGGAGAGAAACCAUUCCACUGCUCGGUCUGUGGGAGGAGCUUCACUCAGAAGCACACCUUGCUGGCUCACCAACGCGUUCACACGGGGGAGAAGCCGUUUGUUUGCGGCAUCUGCUCAAAACCGCUUUCCACCAAACACUCCCUGCAGGAGCACAUGAACCUCCACGAAGAGGAGAAAUCCUACGACUGCGAUAAAUGUGAAAAGACAUUCACUCAAAAGAAACAACUGAAAAGCCACUACAGAGUUCACACAGGCAAAUCAUUACCAGAAUGUGAUCUGUGUCAACACAAGUUUAUGGAUGCAGCUCAGCUGAAGAAGCACAUUAGAACUCACACAGGUGAGAAACCUUUCACUUGUGAAAUCUGUGGCAAAUGUUUCACAGCCAAGAGCACGCUGCAGACACACAUCAGGAUUCACAGAGGUGAGAAGCCAUAUAAAUGUAGCAUCUGUGAGAAGUCUUUCUCAGACCCCAGCGCGAGGCGACGCCACAUCGCCUCCCACUCUGGGAAGAAACCCUUCACCUGCUCCUUCUGUGGCCUUUCCUUUACCCGGCCGGACAACCUGAAAACACACACAAAGUCUCACAACAAGGAGAGACCUGCCGCCACAGCGACCGAGGCCUCGCCAGCCGCGCCACCGGAGGAGCCGCGCAGCGUCCUCCAUCUGCAGCCGUACCAGCCGGCGCUCAGCUCUGAGCAGGAGAUCCAGCUGGUGGUGGCUGGUGGGGUGAACAACAUUAACUUCAUUCCGGGUCAGGAUCAGGAGAUCAACCUGGUCGCCGCCGAUGGAGAAAUGGCACAUUCGACCCACUCCAAGGUCACCCUCCUCGCCCAGCCGGCGGGGCAGAUCCAGAACCUGGCGCUGGUCGCUCAGGGAGACGCCGCGGCCCACGCCCCGCAGGCUCACUCCAUUAGCAUGUUGGAGAGCCAUCAGCCGAAGCAGAUGCACGUCAUCACCCUGAGUAAAGAAGCCAUUGACCAGCUGCAGGCCCACCACGGCCCGCCGCAUCCUCUGCAGGUAGCGCGCCCUCUCCAAGUGAUGCAGCAGCCGCAGCAGCUGGCUGUGGCGCCUGAGAGCUUGCAGGUUCACAGCCAGGCCAUCCACAUCAACAGCCAGGUCAGCCAGCCGAUCUCCAUCAGCCAGACCAGCGAGCAGAUCUCCAGCCACCACAUCCAGGGGCAGACGUUCCAGAUCCAGGCGGGAACCGUGUCGUACCUGUACACCACCGGCCUUCCCCAGGACGGCUCAGAGGAAUGCAUUCUGCAAACUAAGAUGUGACGGUGCUAACACCAAACCGAUGCUGCUGUUGUGUUUGUCGUUAUGGAUGGAGACGGAUCAGAAAGUUAGCCAGUACUCGGAACAAAAACGAAUUGGAGGAUUUUAAGCAUAAAACAAAACAUUUUACCUGUUUAGCUCAUUGAUAAUAAUAAUGGGGAGACCUUCUUACACUGAAAGAAUGGAGACACCUAACCCUAAUUAAUGAGCAGAUUACCACAGGGCAUCCCCACACCCUUAAAAAGUCUUAAAUUGAUGUAUCUAAAAUGAAGGCCUUAAAAAUUUCUUAAAUUUAUUGAAAAACAAUAAACUGUGAUGAAAUACAUUCAUCAACGUCUUAAAUUUUAUGGUGGCAGAACAAUUUAUCUCAUAUAUACCGUGGAGUAUAUUUUUGUCUGCCAGGACUUUAUUGUUGCGUAAAGAUGAGUCUUGUAGACAUUUCAUUGCAUGUCUUCUGUGACUCAGGCUAGCUGCUAAUAUACCCUUGCUAGCUACUACGUUGCUAGCUAGCUAGCUGUAGUAUCAGUACAGGAUCCCCAUUGUCAAGGGAUUGCUAGGUAGCUACUAGUUCCUAGCUAGCGAGCAAGGGUGAAGCUAUCUAGGUUUUUAACAUCCAUCGUGGGGAAGAGCUGGACGAUGUUCAUCUUAGCCAUUGACUCACUUCUGUUCCUAACCGAUAUUGUUUAUUUAUUUGUGUUUUUAUUUUGUACAUUUCUGUUUUGAAUCAAGUCUUAUAUUCCAUUCAUAAUGGUUUUUAAAAUGUCUUUAAAAGUCUUAAAUGUGAGUUGGUGAAACCUGCAGAAACCAUGUAUAAGCUUUGUAUCAUUUGACCUACUUCCCUGACAGUCACAUUUUGGAUAGAAAAUGAAAUGAUCAAUUUGGCUAAUGAUCCUAAAUAUUUUCUUUUUUUUCUUUAAAGUUGUGAUUAUGCAGAUGUUUUAAAAGAUAAAGGGAUCCAUUUUGUUCUCAUUUGGAUAUACUGUCAAGGGCUUGUUCUUGGUUUGCUCAUUAUAUGCAGACGCUGUCAUUUUCUCAGUUGUAAACAUGCAACUAACAGAUAAACUAAAGAGUACAAUGGUAGAACUCAGCGAGCAUAAAUCCUGUAUGGAAAAAUCUUUAUUUGUAAGAAAUAAUCGGAUGUGAUUUGAAAGACGACACGAAAGUCUUCAUAGGAAAAUAGUGAUGCUGUAAAUUAAUAAAUAUAAACAUUGAAAUGUUUAUAUUAAAAAUGAAUAGUAAUGAAAUGAACAAUGAAAUGAAAGUAAAAUCUUUGUACAGUGCCUUACAAAAUAAUUCAUGAUCUUUUUCUGUCUUUUCUUUUUACAUUAUAACCACAAUCGUCAUUCUAUUUAUUGGGUUUUAUGUCAUUGACCAACCAAAAGUGGUGCAUAAUUGUAAAGUGAAAGAGAAUUCUUUUUUUUAACUAAUACAAUUCUGAAAAGUG